Messenger RNA from Arctia plantaginis, 516 nucleotides. Lineage: Eukaryota; Metazoa; Arthropoda; Insecta; Lepidoptera; Erebidae. The record is from the annotation of a GenBank genome assembly.
AUGAAGGAGGACCAACAAACGUCAUUUCAUAAAAGAAGCUUUCACUACCCCACUUAUCACGAGAUCAUGACUGAAGUCGAAAAGUUAAAAGCUGAUGUAACGAGAAUGUUAACUCGAGAGCAAUUUAUUUAUAUUUUAAAUUUGUGGUUUUUACAUCCUGAUAUAAAACAUGAAUUAAAACUCGCCUUUCAGGUUUUUGAUACAGAAAAAAGAAACUAUUUGGAGAUUGACGAAAUCAGGUCCAUAGUAAAAGAUAAUGCAGACGUAUUUGAUGAAAUUGAGACAAUGGAAUUGAUACGAGACGCUAACGUUUCUGGUAGUGGGAAUGUAUGUUAUGAAGAUUUUGUCGAAAGUAUUUUUAGAUCAGCGCCUGAAUUAUGUGAAUUAAAGGCAGACCACUUGUACGAUGAUCCGAACGAGGAUCCUUCUAUACCACCAGAUCUAGAACCAGUUGCACCUGCAGCAGUUGCAAAAAAUACACCUCUAAACGUUGAUGAUAGAAAGAGUAGAAAUUAA